AUGCGUAAAUUUAACUUUCAUGCUUCAGGGCAGGCCACAGCAGGCCCUACGAUCCACAGAGACAUGGAGAAGGAGAGUUCAGGGUACAGUGAGGCCCCAGAGAAGCUGGGCCUGUCCUUCUCCAUUGACGCUAUCCUGAAGAGGCCCACAGAGAGAAGAAAUAUGCCAAGACCACAAAGCAUAGGUGGAGAGGACGCUAGGCAGACAGCAAUCCCAGGUUCCAAGCUAGAGAGGCUCCCACAGGAUCAGCCCCAAGAAGAAAAAAAGAACAAGCGGAGAGUUCGCACUACCUUCACCACGGAGCAGCUACAGGAACUGGAGAAACUCUUCCACUUCACCCACUACCCCGACAUCCAUGUCCGGACCCAGCUGGCUUCCAGGAUCAACCUGCCCGAAGCUCGAGUACAGAUCUGGUUCCAGAAUCAGAGAGCCAAGUGGAGGAAGCAGGAAAAGACUGGCAUCCUCAGUGCAUCGCAGCAGCCUGGUGACGCCAGCUUGACCCCGUCCUCAAACAUGGACAUGGCUGGUCCUGUGCUGACACCCAAUGCUCUGCCCAUGUUGGUGCCUCCCACAGGGUGCUACCCACUCUCUCAGACUCAGCUCACUUCAGGCUGGUUCCCGGCCCAGAUCACCCUUGUCCCAUGGCACCCAUGGGAUCCGCAGCCCUUGCCUGGCUCUCUCACCCAGCAGCCUUGUGUCCCUUCCCUUGCCCUGCCACCUCCACACCCCAAGUGGGGCAGCAUCUGUGCCACUUCAACAUAG
Peromyscus eremicus (cactus mouse) is the source of this 762-nucleotide messenger RNA. It is a transcript of the gene Isx, whose product is annotated as intestine specific homeobox. Gene Ontology annotation, molecular function: RNA polymerase II transcription regulatory region sequence-specific DNA binding; DNA-binding transcription factor activity, RNA polymerase II-specific. Gene Ontology annotation, biological process: regulation of transcription by RNA polymerase II. The transcript is spliced from 5 exons. The coding region runs from base 1 to 762 and encodes 253 amino acids. Lineage: Eukaryota; Metazoa; Chordata; Mammalia; Rodentia; Cricetidae. The record is from RefSeq and is a predicted model, not a curated record.